Messenger RNA from Lactuca virosa, 339 nucleotides. The record is from the annotation of a GenBank genome assembly. Lineage: Eukaryota; Viridiplantae; Streptophyta; Magnoliopsida; Asterales; Asteraceae.
AUGUCGGUUAGGUUGGACGAUUCUCUGGAGGACGAGAGAGAUUUGGAUCAGAUUAUGGAAAAUCGUAGGGCUGCAGAGAUUGAGCUUGAUACCAUGGAGGGUGUUGCGUCAAGGGAAAAGCUCCCCCAUCAUCUCAACGGCCAAGGUCGGUUAGGGUUUCUGUUUUUUUUCUGUUUUAUUUCCAUACCUUCACCAUCACCAAUGUUACUUUGUGCUUCAUCUGAUGCACGAUUACCUUCUCCUUGUUAUGGUGACAAUACUCCUAUGGGUCGCUCUGAUUCUCCAUGGGAGAAUUUUGCCCCUUCUCCUAUUCCAAUUAGGGCAAUACUGAGAGUAUGA